AUGAAUCGCGGCAACCACGGUGACGAUGAUGGCACCAUGGAAGCUGAAUCUGGUGACCCCAACUCCAGUCUGAUGGGUAACAGAUUGUGCACCGGAGGUGACACUACACCAGUUACGGGUGUUAAACGAAAGGUCGCCAUAACAAUACCUACCUCCACGGCGGAGGGCAGUGGGAAACAGGUAGAGGCGGGACUGGCGUGCAUCAAAUCCUUGCUGAAAACAGCAAUGACCGAAGCGAGACAAGGGGGAGAUAAAUCGGGAUCCAACCGUCUCAUUAGGAUACUGGAAGAUAUUUUCGACGUCGUGGCUCCGAUGUUAACAAGAAAGGGGAAACUGAGGUCACCACUCUUCCCCCAGCUAAGAAACUGA
Molecule: messenger RNA, 369 nt
Organism: Macrosiphum euphorbiae (potato aphid)
Lineage: Eukaryota; Metazoa; Arthropoda; Insecta; Hemiptera; Aphididae
Source: the annotation of a GenBank genome assembly